This is a messenger RNA of Drosophila melanogaster (fruit fly), 2316 nucleotides long. It is a transcript of the gene GalT1, whose product is annotated as beta1,3-galactosyltransferase 1. The transcript is spliced from 2 exons. Gene Ontology annotation, molecular function: hexosyltransferase activity. Gene Ontology annotation, cellular component: membrane; Golgi membrane. Bases 233 to 1633 code for a protein of 466 amino acids. The record is from RefSeq and is marked reviewed. Gene Ontology annotation, biological process: glycoprotein biosynthetic process. Lineage: Eukaryota; Metazoa; Arthropoda; Insecta; Diptera; Drosophilidae.
AGUCACGGGCAUUUUUACUAUCAGCUGUGCUGAACAAUCCCAUUCGCUGUUUUUAUCAAUUUGGAUAAAAUUCUUGUUAUUCAGUUAUUACCAUAAAAAGUAUUAGAUGUCAAUAACAGGAGUGGGCGAUUAAAUCAACCCAAUUCAGCUAGGCGCCCUAAUAGUUGAUAAAAUGCGAACAGUGCAUUAAAUUGUAGGCGGAGGACCAGUGGCGAUAAGUGAAUCCAGUCACAUGGACAGAAGGUGGAAUCCAGAAAAAAUCGAGGAGCAGAGCUCCCUCUUGGCAGCGGAAUAUUCCUCCAGCUCGGGAGCAGCUGCUUCCGGAUCCGAGGACGAGACGGUCACCACUAGUGGAGCGCUACGCAGCAAAGCAAAGCUGAGGAAGCGGCAGCUAAGAAAUCGCAUGCCGCUUCCCAGGAUGUUAAGACGCCUUGGCUGCUACACGCUGAGCGCCUUCCUAAUCUGUGGGCUGCUCCUCGUCUACCUGCCGCUCGUCUACUUGGAUGUACACAAGCGUAGUGCUGGUCUGCCGGAUUGGACGUCAGAGACCUCCCGCAGCAUAGCUGACUACCUGGAUAUCGGGCUCAGUUCUGGCGUCAUUGUUCCCAAGGACUUUUGCCGGAAUAAGACCUUCCUGGUAAUCGCCGUAUGCACCGGCGUGGACAACUUCAUUCAGCGACAUACCAUCCGUGAGACCUGGGGCAAUACCACCGAGUUCAACUACCCAGCGUUUGGAAAGCUCCAUGGUCAUCUCAAGGGUCACUACCUGCCGCCACUGCCGGAUCGCUUAAAGAUGUACGGGGAUUAUUUGAGCGGCGAGGGGCAGUCUCUGACUGCCUCAGUGCGCAUUGUUUUCAUUGUAGGCCGCCAGAAAGAUGAGGCCAUGUUGGGCAAUGAGACCCUGAAUCGCAUUCACAUUGAAUCGGAAAAGUACAACGACAUCAUUCAGGAGAACUUCGUGGAUAGCUACAACAACCUGACGCUUAAGUCUGUGAUGGCUCUAAAGCACAUUAGCCGCAGUUGCUUUAAUACCGCGGUCUACUUCCUCAAGUGCGACGACGAUACCUUCGUAAAUAUACCCAAUUUGCUGAACUUUCUGCUCGGAGGAACUAUACCGUUGUACAAUGAUACCCUAGAUUACCACGACCGGUCCACCUAUUUAGUCACUGCACCGCAAACCCGAUUGAAAGCCAGCAGCGAUGUGUUGUACGGCCAUCAGUUUUGCAACGUGGUGCCGGUUAGCGAAGUAAGCAGCAAGUGGUACAUGCCCUCAUACAUGUAUAAGCCGGAGUCGUAUCCAAAGUAUCUUUCCGGAGCCGGCUAUCUCAUGUCCAUCGAUGUAGUGCAGCGCUUGUUCGAGGCUUCGCUUAAUACGACGCUGGUCUAUCUGGAGGACGUGUACAUCACUGGGUUGUGUGCACAAAAAGCUAAGAUCAAUCGACACCACCACCCGCUCUUCAGCUUCGCCCACUCGAAACAGAUGUGCGCUUUCAAGGGCACCAUCACACAGCAUCAGUUAAAAGACGAUAGCAUGGUAUCCGCCUGGAACUACGUGUCCAACUACUCCAUCAAAUGUCCGCCUCCUGGGCGGUACUUUAGCCAGGUGCGACUGCGCAAGCGGCCUAUCUGUUAGAUGUCCUAACCUAGAACUUCACGGUAAAUUUAUCCACUACCCCUUCCCAUUUCUCCUGCUCUCUGGAUAAAAACCGAUAUACUAUAUGUUUAAAGCUUCGGCAUAGAUUUUUGACAUUCAGUUCCUAUAAUUUCUUGCGGACCACAUUGGGAUAAAAUGUAAUCAACUUGAAUUGAACAGUGAUAAUUAAUCCUAAAAAGGUCAUACAUACAAUGAUUUUGAUUUCAUAUUAGUUUAUGACGAUAACUUCGCUUGUCAAGGCAUGUAUAUACAAUUUUAGAUGGCCUAGCACUCUCAAUACUCCAUAUCAAUGUUAAAAGUAAUGCACGAGCUAAAUAUCUCAUAAAUCCAUAUUCUUAUAAUCUUAAGAAAUUAUUUAACGACAUAGUGUUUAUAAUAGAAGAGAAAGUAUUUAUUUUUGGACAUGACUCGCCACAUAUAUGUAUCCUUAUUUACCAUAUGCUGUAAAUUAGUUUUUAGUUGGCACACAUCAUCACUAUCUUUUCUCUUCUAAACUAAAACUAUCAACUAUCUAUUGAAUUGACGCACAGCAGUGUUCUUUAAUAAGAAACCAUUUUCUUAAUUUAUGAUACGUUAUAGAACUAUAUUAAUUUAAUAUGAAAGAUUGCCAAAUAAACAAAUUGUUUCUGUUCAAAAGAGCGAAUAAAUUUUAAAACCAGUCC